Molecule: messenger RNA, 1429 nt
Organism: Osmia bicornis bicornis
Lineage: Eukaryota; Metazoa; Arthropoda; Insecta; Hymenoptera; Megachilidae
Product: CD63 antigen-like
Exons: 5
Coding region: 222-1088 (288 amino acids)
Cellular component (GO): membrane
Source: RefSeq, a predicted model, not a curated record
GAAAAAAGGUGAACGCAUUUGUAAAAACACCUAACCGAGUAGCGCUACGUGUGUCGUCGGUACGUACACGUCUUUAUCAGUAGAUAAUGCGAUACAUCGAAUCGAGUUUAGGUGUUUUCCACGUUCAGUUGGUUCUUCCUCGUUGCUCGCGAGAGAGAAGGAGCAGUGUUGUUCCGUAGUGCACCUACGUGUGAAAGGAUUCCCGGAGAACGUGCACCAAAAUGGCUGCCACACAUCUCGAUGUUGGUCUACGCUGCAUCAAGUACCUGCUUUGCGCGGUUAACUCCCUUUUUGUGUUGACGGGGAUUAUGAUAAUAUCUGUUGGAACAACAAUUUAUGCAGUUUAUGAAGACUUCUCUCAUUUUCUUGACUACAGUUACGUUUCUCCAGCAACUCUGUUAAUCGUCGUUGGAAUUCUUGUUUUUGUAAUAGCUUUCCUAGGUUGUUGUGGAGCUCUUAGAGAAAGUACUUGUAUGGUUCUAGUGUUUGCAGUAUCAUUAUCAAUCGUCCUUGUACUGGAGUUAGCUGCUGCAAUUUCAGCUUAUGCUCUUCAAGAUGGAAUAAAGGACCUUCUUGCAGAUAAAAUUAAUGUAACCAUGCAUCAAUAUGGAAAAAAUAAAGAAGCUACGGAUGCUAUUGAUUUUCUACAAUCAAGGCUUUACUGCUGCGGAUAUAAUGGAUACGAAGACUGGGCGGAAAUUAUGAAAGAAAAUCAUAUAGAACUCCCAAAAUCUUGCCGACCAUGGGCAGACAUUAAUGGAAACACUACCUCUACAAUUGAUAACGAUGAAAUUGCUUUUGCUCCUUAUGCACCUGGAUGUAUUAAACACCUUUCAGUUAUUAUUUACAGGAGUGCAUUGUAUAUUAGUACCGGCGCUGUGGCCAUCGCUCUUAUUCAGUUGACUGGAAUAAUGUUUGCCUGCAUGUUAGGCCGAGCAAUCAGAAGGCAGAAAACCGAGAGGGAAAGGCGUAAAUGGGAAUUAAGAGAAAGUUUAGUCAAUGGUUAUCAACCAUUAGGAAAAUCAGAUCCUUUCACUACAUUCCCAGUUAUUUACAUGUCCCCCUCUGAAACCUUAAAGAACGCUUAGUAUCCUUUCCUAUUAUAAGUUUUUAACCAGUUUUUAAAAAUAUUCUCUCCUCCCGAAUAAUAUUUUUCAUUUUUUAAAAGUAUUUAUGUAUUUCGAUCGUUUACAAUUCUGAAAAUUACUAGGUCUAUAUUGUGAUCGAAUUAUAUUAUUCACUUUUGUAGAUUACUCAUUUAAAUUUUAUAGAUAUAGCUAAUCCUAUGACUUCAAAUUCUUUAUAAUAAUAAUUGUAACUUAUGCUACGUUAUAUUUUUAUAUAGAACUGCAAUUGUAGGUAAUGUGUAUAAAGAUUUAAUAUAUACAUUUCUGUAAAUACAAUAAAAUGUAUACUUAAAUAUUUCUUA